CUCGUGGGCUACAGCAGCAGCGGGUCCGAGGAUGAGGAUGAGGCUGAGGCUGAGGCCGGGGCCGGGGCCGGGGCCCGGGCCAAACCGAGGGCUAGCAGCGGCCGUCGAGUGCCUGGUGGAUUCGAACCACUGCCAUUUCAGUUAGCAUCCAAGCUCUUAACCACUGCACCACCAGGACUCCUUCUACUUCAAGUACCCGGUUGGAAAUAGAUGCUCAGAGUCAGCACGUAUAAGGGGUUACGACUUGGAUUGUAUGAACAAGGUAGAGAAUGCUAGGGGGAUAAACUGUACUUAUGUUCUCUUUUUCAAUUACAGUGGCCAGACCCCCCUUGCCAGCCAGAGGCUGCCGGUGCCCGACAGUGUGCUGAACAUGUUUCCAAGCACUGAGGAGGGGCCUGAGGAUGACAGUGCAAAACAUGGGGGGCGGGUGCGCACCUUCCCCCAUGAGCGGGGCAACUGGGCCACUCAUGUUUACAUACCCUAUGAAGCUGGGGAGGACUUUCUGGACCUGCUUGACAUGUUGCUGCCCCACGCCCAGACCUGCGUCCCCCGACUGGUGAGGAUGGAGGAGUUCCACCUCAGCCUGUCCCAGAGUGUGGUUCUGCGCCACCACUGGAUCCUUCCCUUUGUGCAGGCUCUGAAAGACCGCAUGGCCUCCUUCCAGAGAACUGUUUUCUUCGAAGGAGGCAGUACACAAAGACCCGAUGGCUCUGCCUCCCACUGGGCCGGCUUCAUUCUCAAACAGGUUUUCCCCACCAUGACAGAGGAGGCCACCAGCAUCUCCAACACCAACAGAGACCCCCCUCCGCUCCCCUCACUAAAGCAUCAAAGAUUCUUCUUUACUGCCAACCGGGUAAAGAUUUAUACCAAUCAAGAGAAAACCAGGACUUUUGUUGGGCUCGAGGUCACCUCAGGGCAUGCCCAGUUCCUGAGCCUGGUUUCAGAGGUGGACAGAGUCAUGGAGGAAUUCGCCCUCACCACUUUCUACCAGAACCCAUCAUUCCAUGUCAGCCUGGCCUGGUGUGUGGGUGAUGCACGUCCCCAACUGGAAGGACAGUGUCUGCACAACCUGCAGGAAAUUGUGGAUGAGUUUGAAGACUCUGAGCUGCUGCUGCGUGUGUACGCUGAGCAGAUUCGCUGCAAGUCCGGGAACAAAUUCUUCUCCUUGCCUUUGAAGUGAACUCAGAAGACCUCCUUGCGCAGGCCCCUCUGCAGGCCAGGCAGAAAGGGAGGAGCCUGUUGGCAUCAGUGGGGAUGCUCCCAACCUCCCACCAGAACCCACCAGAAGGGCCCCACAUACCUUCCCCCUGGCAGGAGGUGUAGCCAGCCACUCCUGGUCUGCCCUGUGUGCCUGUAUUGUGGUCAUUCCCAGAAAUUACCGGUAGAGGGCAGCCUGGGCUUCCCGGUUCCUGUUCUGUGGUUCCACAAAAAUUGGGGUCACCAGGUGAGCCCACCCACACUCUCAGCCAGAAUCCCCGCUGUACAGUCUCUCUAACCAAUAGCCCCUCCCUCCUGCCCCACAGUCCCCCUUCAGCUGUUUGCAUUUUGAUGCCAUUGGCCUCUAACCAGGGUUUUUUAAUCAGCAUGCCCUGGUUCAUCCCUGCUCAAGCCAAGUUGGGACAUAGGGUGCUACAGUGGGGCUGUCACCCUCCCUGCUUAAGGGUGUCACCUUUAUUUAUGUAUUUUUACUCUCACCCCCUCCUGCUCCAGCAGAGGCCAGUUCAGGGCCAAGGUACAGGGCGCUGAUUUGUGGUUGCACGUGAGUUCUCUCCAUCCCUUCCUCCCACUAGACCCCGUCAGGUAUCUGAGGCUGGAGCAGAUGUUUCAUCUGGCCUGGCUAGUGGCUGACAGCCAGACCUCCAACGCUCUGUUACCUCCUGCUUCCCCAUCAGCUUCCCCAAAGAGGCAGAGAGGAGCCUUCCCUGGUGAGGUUCUCCGGCUGCCGCCCCUGCCUGCUGCAGCCUGCAGCCAUUCUGAGAGGAACCUGGAGGGAGGGCUGGGAGGCACAGAAUUUAUUUUUUCAUCAAGCCCUCACCAGGGCAAAGGACCAAUCCUGUCCGGUUGCUACCUGGAUUUCUGGUAAUGGAUGAAAAGAUAUUUUUUUAUGUUAUAGUUUUAAAUUGCAUUCAACAAAUAAAAAUUACAGCAUUUAUUUUGGAUUUUAUUGUGCUUCUGUUCAACAAGGUGAAAGAAAAGACUUUACCCCCA
This is a messenger RNA of Loxodonta africana (African savanna elephant), 2208 nucleotides long. RefSeq names its product U6 snRNA biogenesis phosphodiesterase 1 (gene USB1). Gene Ontology annotation, cellular component: nucleus. Gene Ontology annotation, biological process: U6 snRNA 3'-end processing. Gene Ontology annotation, molecular function: 3'-5'-RNA exonuclease activity. The transcript has 9 exons. Lineage: Eukaryota; Metazoa; Chordata; Mammalia; Proboscidea; Elephantidae. Bases 254 to 1180 code for a protein of 308 amino acids. The record is from RefSeq and is a predicted model, not a curated record.